GUUGAAACAUGGGAGGUUGUUAUCAGUUGAUGAAGAGAUAAACAAGAUACCUGAAAGUAAAACAAAGAAGAUACAAAUAGAAAAAGAAUUUCAAGGUUAUGCAGGUUGCCCCUGAUCAGGUCACGGGCGCAACAAGUUCGGGAGGGAACCCCUUCUCCUCAGCAACCCUCCAGCAGUAGGGAAAUACUUAUGAAAAAUAAAAAGAAAUUAAUCAGCAUCUCCUCAAUGGUUGUUAGCAGAGAGGAGCGUGAAGUGCUCUACUAAAACACAGUGAACCAACUCCAGCAGAUGAGAUGGGUUCCCAUUUAUUCACUGGCUGUGGAAACUACACACUGGACCUCAAACAAUUUUCCAUUCUUCCUCCUGACUCUGGUACCUUGAUUUUCAAAUGAAAUGCAACAUUUUCUUUCAUCACAAAAUAGGACUUUUGACUGGGCAACAGUCCAGCUGUUUUCCAUCUAGGCCCAGACAAGACUCCCCAGACAACUGGAGCCCACGUUCUGGGUCUGUGUGUGGUUAGCCUUAAGGCUCUGUGUCCUGCAGUGAUCUACACUGUGUGCAUCUUCUUAAAACCUUUGAAUGGGCUUUGCUUCACAAUCCUCUCAAGCCUCUGGUAUCCCUAUUGCUUUUUCCUAUUUCGCUAUCACACUUUUUCCUUCCACUUAAUUUUCCAUUAAUAUGCUUGAACACAGAAUUCUUUGAACAUCCAGCUGUUUUAAAAAUGGCCUUUUGUGGUUUACACACCUAUUGGAGGGUUAGGAGACUGUCUGGUGUACAGUUGCCUAAGCAGUAAACAAUCUUCUCCUUAGCUGUGUAGGCUGUAACAUAACGAUGCUGUAGUAAAAAUUAUGUGAAAAGAAAAUUGUGUUUUAAUUAGCCUUACACAAUAAUUUUGAAUUAAAUCCCAUUUGAUUUCAAAUUUCUAUAUUAAGAUAAUUUUCCAAUGAUGUCAUAAUUUAUUCAGAUGCACCUGUAGUUUCACAAAUGCUCAAGUCAAUCAGGAAGUUAAUGUUUUUUGGCCACUCGAUGGCACUGUUGCUAAAUGAAAAAGAGAAUAAAACUAUGUUCUUUGUCCUUGUAGUUUCAAGUUGACACUUUAGUUUAUACAAAGGAACUGAGAAUGUCUGGAACUUUACCUAAAGGUACAAAAGGGAAAACUCUACAUACUUUGCUGCAUUAGUAACAUAAUGGCUGGCUUGCAUUUUCAGGUUUUUCUUUUUGCAUUUUUAUUAAAUAUUGCACCCGAAUGCAGAGGGAGUGAGACUGUGUCAGCUUUUAAAGUAGAAGAUGUGGCUUUGUUGUGUCUAAACUUCAACGUCACCGAUCCACUGACCUGCUACAGAAUCAGACUGACAAAGUACACAGAUGCCAGUUCCCCCACAGUCGUAUUUCAGUAUCCAAAAAAAUCCCAAGAUGCCAAACGUGUGAAUUUGGAAGCAAACAGAAAAGGACAAACAUGUGUUUUUUUGAGAACCCUGCAGAAAUCAGAUGAAGGAAUGUACAACUUUGAAAUUUGGAAAGGAUGGGACAAAAUUAACGUCACAGAAAUAUUUUUAAAAGUGAAAGAUUGCAGAACCCUUAAAGUGGAGACGGCAAAUCCUGGCAUGCCUGUGACGCUUAACUGCUCAGAGGAUGCAGAAACAGCCCCUUCAAAUGUGACAUGGGCAAAGCUGAAAGGGAGCAACUCUGUUCCUGUUGAUUUGACAAGGGCUGAAAUGAAGGAAGUAUUCCUGACAAUCCCGUCUGUGUCUGCCAGUGACAGCGGUUGGUACAGAUGUGAUUAUAUAGUCAGACAAAGUCAGCGCUGCUCAAAGAUCAAUCUCCAUGUCAAAAGUCGUCAAGAAGAUGUGUCUGAGAUCACAAUGGUUCCAAGUCCUACAUUUACAAAAACUCAGCCAGCCUUUUUUCAGGAUUUUAAGGCUAAUGAGAAAGAUGAAAAUGAAACCUCGAUUCUGGUUGUAGUCCUGGUCCUUACCUUGAUAAUCACACUUGCAGCACUGACAGGACUGUUUAUUUAUAAGAGAUUGAAAUCCCAGAGGAAUUCUGCAGGCUGCUUUCAAAGGUCUGAGGAUUUCUAUGAGAAUGUGACUCUUCCAUGUUCACCAGAUGCUACAGACCAAAUCAACAGCUUGUAUGCAUUUCCAGAGGAGGUUCAAAUGCAUACUUUUAUAGAAUCGUGAAUCUGAAAUCUAGAAAUCUUCUGGCUAUUCGUGGAAAACACUGAAGAUUUGACUCCUUUCUUUUCCAAUAAGUUUAAUCGUUGCAUCUAUGUGAACGUGUAAUCAAUACACUUGCUGGCCACUUUAUUAGGUACACCUUGCUAGCUAGGCUAUGGCAUUUAAAAUGGCUCUGUUGGUAUUAAGGCGCCCAAAGUGUGCCAGAAACACAUCAUUACACCACCACCACCAUUUUGAUAAUACAAGGCGAGAUAGAUCCUUUUAUGUUGUUUACACCAAAUUCUGACACAUCAGUUCAGGUGACAUUUGUCCAAUCUCUUAUUGUCUACUUUUGUUGAACCUGAAUGUUUGAAUUGUAGCCUCGGUUUUCCUGUUCUUAGCUGGCAGUGACACCUGGUGUGAUGUUCCGCUUCUAUGGUCCAUCUGCUUCAGUGUUGUGCAUUCAGAUUGUAUUUCAUUUUUUGGUUGCAACAUGUGCGCUACUGUCGCCUUUCUAUUAUCUCAAACCAGUCUGCCCAUUCUCUUCUGACCCCUGCCAACAACAAGGAAUUUCCAGGGCUGCUGACUGGAUACUUUUUCGGAUUAGCUUCUGUAAACCGGAGACAUGUUUGUGUGUGAAAUCCCCAGUAGAUAAACGGUUUCCAAAACACUUAGAUCAGCCCCCCUGUCAUCAAAAAUCAGGCUACAUUGAACAUCACCUAAAUCGUCUUUCAUCCCCGUUCUGAAGCUUGGUUUGAUUUACAUCAAACUAUCCUCACCAUGUCUAGAUGCUAAAUACAUUGAGCUGCUACAGUGUGAUUUGGCUGGUUUAAUUGUGUUAACAACUACUAGACGUGUGGCUAAUAAAGUUGCCAGUGAGUACAUUUUUAUUUUAUCUGUAUCUUUUGAGUGAAAGGAGUCUUACAUUACUGUCUUUCAAUAGGUUCUAUUUCAUCAAAAGUAUGAAUGUAAUAUUCUCUUGAACAAGUAUUUUUGCAAAUUAUGUUCAGUUGGCAAAAAAAACAUUCCAGCAUUUAAAUAAAGACAAAGAGCAAUA
Girardinichthys multiradiatus is the source of this 3213-nucleotide messenger RNA. RefSeq lists its product as uncharacterized. The transcript has 9 exons. Bases 1188 to 2180 code for a protein of 330 amino acids. The record is from RefSeq and is a predicted model, not a curated record. NCBI's taxonomy places the organism in Eukaryota, Metazoa, Chordata, Actinopteri, Cyprinodontiformes, Goodeidae.